Molecule: messenger RNA, 192 nt
Organism: Aspergillus welwitschiae
Lineage: Eukaryota; Fungi; Ascomycota; Eurotiomycetes; Eurotiales; Aspergillaceae
Exons: 1
Coding region: 1-192 (63 amino acids)
Source: RefSeq, a predicted model, not a curated record
AUGGGCAGCCACCUCUACGUGGGGCUGGGGACUAGUACUUGCCAGAGUAUAUCCACUCAUGACGCAAGGAAGCUAAGAUCUGCUCGCGCCAUGCCGUCGGUUCUUACCAGCAUCGGUGCCACAUCAUGCGUCACGGGCAGAAUGGAGGCCCGUAUGGAACGGAGGUCCGUAUCUGUCAAUGCCCGCUGCUAG